GCCGGGGCGAGGCGGGCGGCUGUAGGGUCCCCCUAUCUGUCCCACACCGUGGCAUGGAAACGGGACCCUGCUGAAGGGACGAGGGAAGGGAUGCUCAGCCCCUAGCACCCCCCCGGCCAUGAGCAUGUCAGCCCUUCCUGAGCCCCUGGGCCGCCCACGGAGCAGCUCCUUCCGCAGUCUGGCUGGGACUCUGGAAGCCAACCUGGGCAUGGGGACUCUGGAGGAGGACAGGGAGGAGAUGCGCAUCCUCAAGGUGUGCUUCUACAGCAACAGCUUCAACAUGGGCAAGAAUUUCAAGCUGAUCAAGUGCCCUGUGACGACAGAGAUCCGGGAGGUGAUCAGAUCCAUCCUAGUGAGCGGCCGCAUCGGGCCCAACAUCCAUCUGUCCGAGUGCUACGGGCUGCGCCUGAAGCACGUCAAGUCAGACGAGAUCCACUGGCUGCACCCCGAGCUGACGGUGGGCGAGGUGCAGGAGAAGUACGAGUGCCUGCACCUGGAGGCCGAGUGGAGGUACGACCUGCAGAUCCGCUAUCUGCCUGAGGACUACAUGGAGCGUUUCUUAGAGGACAGGACCACGCUUCUCUACUUCUACCAGCAGCUCCGCAGCGAGUACAUGCAGAACUACGCCAGCAAGGUGAGCGAGGGCAUGGCCCUGCAGCUGGGCUGCCUCGAGCUCAGGAGGUUUUACAAGGACAUGCCCCAAAAUGCGCUGGAUAAGAAGUCCAACUUCGAGUUCCUGGAGAAGGAGGUGGGCUUGGACCUGUUCUUCCCCAGCCAGAUGCAGGAGAACCUGAAGCCCAAGCAGUUCCGCAAGAUGAUCCAGCAGACGUUCCAGCAGUACGCGCUGCUGCGGGAGGAGGAGUGCAUCCUCAAGUUCCUGCAUACACUCUCCACCUUUGCCAACAUUGACCAGGAGAGCUAUCGCUGUGAGCUCAUUCAAGGGUGGAACAUCACAGUGGACCUUGUCAUUGGGCCGAAGGGCAUCCGGCAGAUGACAAGCAAGGAGGCCAAGCCCACUUGCCUGGCCGAGUUCAAACACAUCAAAUCCAUCAAGUGCUCCAGCGUGGAGGACGGCCAGGCUGUGCUGCAGCUGGGGCUCAGCGGCACCCCCCAGUCCCUGGCCAUCAAAACAUCGUCUCUGGCUGAGGCAGAGAACAUGGCUGACCUCAUUGAUGGCUACUGCCGGCUGCAAGGGGGCCUGGACACAUCGCUCAUCGUCUUCCCCAGGAGAGAGAGGGAGAAGAGGAGCAGCCUUCCACGGAUUCCCAUCCCGCACCUGGAGGAGCGACACUCUGCUGUGUCUGACAGCCUCAGCGUUGACUCUGAGAUUUAUGCUGAAAUCCCUGACGAGACCUCACGCCCGAGAUCUGGAGCCCAGCACUACGGGAUCUGCCGGGAGGACAUCACACUGGGAAGGAUCCUGGGCGAAGGCUUCUUCGGCGAGGUGUACGAGGGCACCUACACCAACCCGAAAGGGGAGAGGGUGAAUGUGGCUGUGAAGACGUGCAAGAAGGACUGCAGCCCCGAGAACAAGGACAAGUUCCUGAGCGAGGCAGUGCUGAUGAAGAAGUUGGACCACCCCCACAUCGUGAAGCUCAUUGGCAUUGCAGAGGAAGAACCCACGUGGAUCAUCAUGGAGCUGUACCCCUAUGGGGAGCUGGGUCAAUACCUGGAGCAGAACAAGCACUGCCUCGCUGUGCCCACGCUCGUCCUGUAUGCACUGCAGAUCAGCAAAGCCUUGGCGUACCUGGAGGCCAUCAACUGUGUGCACAGGGACAUUGCAGUGAGGAAUAUCCUGGUGGCAUCCCCAGAGUGUGUGAAGCUGGGUGACUUUGGGCUCUCCAGGUACAUCGAGGAUGAGGAGUACUAUAAAGCGUCUGUCACUCGUCUCCCCAUCAAGUGGAUGUCCCCUGAGUCCAUCAACUUCCGACGCUUCACAACAGCCAGUGAUGUCUGGAUGUUUGCCGUGUGCAUGUGGGAGAUCCUGAGCUAUGGCCGGCAGCCCUUCUUCUGGCUGGAGAACAAGGACGUGAUCGGGGUGUUGGAGAGGGGCGACCGCCUGCCCAAGCCCGACCUCUGCCCACCCAUCCUCUACACCCUGAUGACACGCUGCUGGGACUACGACCCCAGCGAGAGGCCCAAGUUCAAGGACCUGGUUUGCAGCUUGAGUGACAUUUACCUGAUGGAGAAGGAGCUGGCCAAGGAGCAGGAGCGGAACAACCGCCACCGGCCUCCCAAAAUCAUGGAGCCACCAACUUCCCAGGAGCCGCCCCCUAAGCCCAGCAGACCCAGGUACAAACCUCCACCCCAGAGCAACCUCCUGGCACCCAAGCUGCAGUUCCAGGAGGAAGACUUCCUGCGUCCCAGCAGCAGGGAAGAGGCACAGAAGCUGUGGGAGAUGGAGAGGCUGAAGAUGCGGCAGGUGCUGGACAAGCAGCAAAAGCAGAUGGUGGAGGACUACCAAUGGCUGAGGCAGGAGGAGAAAUCCCUGGACCCGACAGUGUUCAUGAACAACAACACUGCUCUGCUGCUCCCGGAGAAGGAGAUGGAUUACAGUGAUUCACGGCCCCCCCCCCAGAAGCCUCCAAGACUUGGGGCACAGUCCAUCCAGCCAGCUCCCACUGCCAAUCUGGACCGCACGGAUGACACGGUGUACAGCAAUGUCAUGGACCUGGUGAGAGCUGUCCUGCAGCUGAAGAAUGAGAUCAGCCUGCUGCCCCCAGAGGGAUACAUCCUAGUGGUGAAGAACGUGGGCCUGUCCCUCCGCAAGCUGAUCGGCAGCGUGGAUGAGAUCCUGCCCAUCCUGCCCGCCACUUCCCGCACCGAGAUUGAAGGGACCCAGAAGUUGCUCAACAAGGACUUGGCUGAGCUCAUAAACAAGAUGCGCCUGGCACAGCAGAACGCCGUCACCUCGCUGAGCGAGGAGUGCAAGAAGCAGAUGCUGACGGCCUCCCAUACCUUGGCUGUGGACGCCAAGAACCUGCUGGACGCUGUGGACCAAGCCAAGGUCCAGGCCAACCUGGUGAAGCUGUGCGUGGAGUGAGGGAAUAUGAAGGGGUGGGGAAGGAGAAGAGGAGGAGAGGCAGCGCCGCAUUGGUCAGUAGCGAUGGGAGGAGAGCGGUGCGGACGAGCUGGCUUCUGUGUGUCUCCCGUGGCCUCGCCGCCCUGUCCUCCAUGUCCCCCUCCUCCUGCAGCUGCUUGUGUCUUUAGCAUCAUCUCAUCAGUCUUCUGAAGAAAGGAGGUGCCUGGUGACGCAUCCCUCCAAAGGACUGGGGGUGGCCUGGCUGUCCCCAAGGGUGGAUGAAGGUCCCUUUGGGUUCGGUGGCACCAACAGGGCUGUGUGUCCAUUCAGUGUUCCCAAUGGGCCUGUCCAGUGGGUCCAUGUGUCUAUCCAAUGGGUCCCCAUGUCCGUCCCAUGGCCCCUUCCAGGGACAGCACAUCCAACUGGGGACCUGCGCCCUGCUGCUCAGUGCUGGGAGCUGGGGACACAGUGACCAGGGGAGCUGGCUUCCCGGGAGGGGCUCGCUGGAGGGACUGUUUGCAAUUCCUUGUACAUUAUAUAGAAGAGUUUAUUUAAUGAUGGGCGUGCGUCGGGUCGGUUCUCACGUCCAGCCCCAGCCAGGGGAGUGUGGGAGGGAUGGGUCCUUGUGCCCGCAGCCGUCAGUGCCACAAAUCAGUCGGGAGGAUGGGGCCUCUUCCAGCUGAAUUUGCUCCAAGCUACUCCAUGUAAACGACAACAGCAACAAAUUCUCUGUUUGGUUUGUGCUUGAAUUGGAAUUCGUACGGUUUGGGCUUUUCCCCAGCAUCUUCCCACAACGCUGCUUGCGCUGGCUGAGAUAAACCAUGCACCAAG
Messenger RNA from Lagopus leucura (white-tailed ptarmigan), 3853 nucleotides. It is a transcript of the gene PTK2B, whose product is annotated as protein tyrosine kinase 2 beta. NCBI's taxonomy places the organism in Eukaryota, Metazoa, Chordata, Aves, Galliformes, Phasianidae. Gene Ontology annotation, molecular function: protein tyrosine kinase activity; ATP binding. The record is from RefSeq and is a predicted model, not a curated record. Bases 119 to 3043 code for a protein of 974 amino acids. The transcript is spliced from 30 exons. Gene Ontology annotation, cellular component: focal adhesion; cytoskeleton. Gene Ontology annotation, biological process: protein phosphorylation; signal complex assembly.